UGGUGCUUUUCGGUCAGAUACAACAAUUUCAAUUGUUCUUUUAGAUGUGAACUGUGCUUCAGUUAGGAGCUGCUUUUGAAUGCUUUCUUGUAAGAUUCCACAAUCUGAACUAUCUCUUAGUGCUUCAUUAAGCCCCUUACCAUAUUGACAAUGCUCACAGCCAUUUUGCUGAAAUGGACUCCUCUUCCUUUUGAUUCUGCUUAUGAAACCUAAAGUGUUCUGCAAUCAACAGUGGCUUUGGUUCUAAAUCUUCCUGCAUUACUUUCACGAUAUCAGCAAAACUCAUUUCUGCUGAUUAGGUUGGAGCCGUCAAACUCUGAAAAUUAAUCUGAAUUUGAAGACUGCAUAUGGAAAAAUCAUUUAACUACCAAGCAACAGAUUCAUUUUUUCCACUAUGGGUUUCACUGUGGAAUCAUGGUUGGUAAGAUCCAUCUUGAAGGAAGCAAAGUGAAUAUUUAGAGCUGCAAGAUGGCUGAUUUCUCAAGUAAAUUAUCUCUAAUAUACUGAGUAAUUUCCUCUGUAAUGUCAUACAAUACCAGAGAAUCCAGCUGCACACAGUUUGAAUGAUCAUGGGUUUUAUCAACUCGUAAAUUUCCUCUGGCUUUUAGAAUCCCACCAAAGGGGUUCACUUGGAAUUCGGCCUUUCAAUCUUCAGCAGGGACAUCUUGAGAACCGCCACCGCAAAGGCCAUGCUAUGACAGUCAAAGAAAAAAACCAGGAUACUGAGAGUCGUUCGUUCAAGAUGACCUCUGAAGAACUAGCUGCUUCUGUGUUUGUAGGCAUGGGAUCAGGAAAGAUGAUACCGUCCCAGUCAGCUGGAGAUGAAAAUAGGUUGAGAAAUUCAGGCUGUGAUGUCAAUGAGGGGAUGCUGGCUGCAGAUCCUAUGUCAAUCCUUCAGAGUCCUCCUGACAUUCCUAAAGACUUGCAGGGAAUAGCGCACAGUGCACUGCCAGUGAUGUCCGUGGCACAACUGACAGCAAAAUAUAAUGCAGCCAGUGGAAUGGAAUUUAAGGGUAGUGCAAUGGGAACUACAAGCUCACAUGUAAGGUGCCACAAUGGAAACAGGUGCUCAUCUAGACAGAAAAAAUGUGAUUCCAGCUUGGUUUUAGAGAAACUUAAGCCUACAAAAUUGCAAACUGAUAAAGGUAUACACUGGAACCCCGAGAUUCGACCCUCAUUCUUGCGUGAAGGGAUCAAAAAAGAAGAUAGCAGCUCACUAGAAAAGUCUUCCAUAAAUGUGCCAUCAUUGUGCAACCGAACAGUAAUGGAAGACGAUUGUACAAAUAGUGGCUUGAAGGUAAAGCUCCAUGCCAGCUGUGGGAAUAAACAGAACCAUAUAUUUUAUCGUGGACAACGUUCACAGGAGACUUCAAUUUUCCGUGUUGAUGAAAACUAUCAAUCUUCAACCUCUACUUGUACAUCUAAUACGUCAUUGCAGUUUCCAAAGGGCUACAUUGGAGAAGGCGACCACAACAUUAAUUAUAGUUGUCCAAGCCUGAAAGCCACACAGGGAGGAUUAAGCACAGAGCUAAGGAAGCUGAAGCUGAAACCUUUGACUGAGAAGUUUGUUGCAAGCCAUUUGAUCAACCGAAGUCCUCUGAAACCUUCUGAAAGCUAUUUAGAAGAUUCAGAUGAUGCCUGUGACGAAGGAAUGGAAGGUGCAUUUAACCGAAACAAAAAGGAGCGGUCCACUUUGCUGUUUAGAAGAUACAAUAAGAAUAACCGAGAAGUGAAGAAAUCUGUAUAUACAGGAUCUAAAGCACGGACAAGGAGACUGCCAUCAGGGCACAUAGGUGCAAAGGCCAGGAAGGCUGUCAGCCAAAACAGAAACAUUAUGCAUGAUGUCAAAGUUCCUAGAGUUCCCAGUGAGAAACUCAUGAUGUGCCAAGCAAUACUGAUGGCAGAUAACUGGAGCAGACCCUGCAGGUUCAAGAUUCACUAUACUCUGGCAGUAGAAUCAUAUGAUUACCUUCUGCAUCCUUCGAGAAAGAUCUUGGCUUCAGCGGUCAACAAUAGAAGCCUAGGAGUUGGAGCUUACCUCAAACUAUGUGCCAAUGAUUCCGUGCCGAAGAUACGUGCCACCUUGUACAGGACCACUGUUUCUGACCACGUGGCUGGCGCUCUGCUAGAAGCAACUGCGGUCACUGGGACAAGGAACACACUCCUCAGUCCUUCAGGGAUUCCCACAGGCAGAGCAAUGCUCAAAGAGCGGCCACUCUGCAUAACAAUGGCUGGUUCAAGCACCCUGCCAUCCAACAUGGCUAGCAUCAGCAAGGAGCUGACGGACCUUCAACACUUGAUCCAGUUCCCUGAGGAGAUUGCCAGUAUUCUGACCGAGCAAGAGCAGGAACUCUACCGCAAGGUCUUACCGCUUGACUACCUCUGCUUUCUGACCAGGGAUUUGGUAAAUCCCAGUUGCCCCGGCAGGUCAUCCCCCCUCAAGACCUCCAUCUCGGCACCUUUUCUGGACACCAAAAGUAGGGAGCACAAUGCAAUUGAAGACCUGGUGACACGGUUUAAUGAGGUGAGCUCCUGGGUGACAUGGCUGAUCCUGACGGCCGGCUCCAUGGAGGAGAAGAGGGAAGUGUUCUCUUACUUGGUCCAUGUGGCAAAGUGUUGCUGGAACAUGGGUAAUUACAACGCCGUGAUGGAAUUCUUGGCAGGCCUCAGGUCUAGGAAGGUUCUGAAGAUGUGGCAAUUUAUGGACCAGUCUGACAUUGAAACUAUGAGGAGCCUGAAAGAUGCAAUGGCACAGCAUGAAACAUCAUCUGAAUACCGGAGAGUGGUAAGCCGUGCUCUAAAUAUCCCCGGGUGCAAAGUGGUUCCCUUCUGUGGAGUCUUUCUGAAGGAGCUAUGUGAUGUCCUAGAUGGUGCAGCCACUUUGAUGAAAUUCCACUCACGCUGUGAUUCUCAGGAGGACACCUUUGAGUUUAUUGCAGACUACAAUGGCCAGGAACAUUUUCUGCAGCGAAUUGGAAAAGAUGGAUUAAAUAAUACAGAGAAAGAGUCCACAGUGAAUAACAUUCUCCAGACCAUUCGAAGCUGUAACAGAAGCCUGGAGUGUGAAGAAGGGGAAGAAAGUAGUGGUGAUGGUGGCACUUCAAGGAAGAACUCAUUCAAAGAUAGAAGCAAAUAUCACACGUCCAGGGCAAAGGCAUCUUCAGAGUCCAAUCAAACAUUGUUCAUUGUUGGAGACCUGUCAGACUCAGAGAGCGAUUCCUUUGAGCAAUCCAGUGAGUUUGACCUGGGUGGGACAGAGGACCAGCAGAAGGCGUUUAAUCAUGAGACGGAACUCAUUCCUUGGUAUGUAUUGUCCAUUAGAGCUGACGUCCAUCAGUUUCUCCUGCAAGGAUCCACAGUCAUACAUUAUGACCAGGAGGCUCAUCUAUCAGCACGCUGCUUUCUCAAACUGGAAGCUGACAACUGUACUCUGACUUGGUCAAAACCACCUACAGCCAACCCAACCAACGCCAAGGUGAAAAGCAUAGUACCGGGUAAUAGCACAGAUGUUGGUAAUACGAAGUUUCAGCUGUAUGGGCACAUUGCAUUAAAUGGACUUGUAGAAGGCUUUUUGGACAUGUCUGUGGUGAAAGCUGUUUACAUGGGACAUUCAGGAAUUGAUCUUAAUACUGUUUGCAUUCAAAACAAACUUUCCCAGAUGACCCUGGAGGACAAUUGCAUAACAUUGCUGUAUGGGGUCCAUACGACUGAUAAUCGCUUAUUGCACUUUGUGGCUCCUAAGUACACUGCUAAAAUGGUGCAUGAUGGAUUACAGGAACUGGUGACGGCUGUGAGGAAAAUGAAGAAGUUUCCUGACCAAAGACUGCAAUGGCUGAGGAAGCAAUAUGUCAAUUUGUAUCAGGAGGAAGGCAAGUUUGAGGGACCAACACUGGCUCAGGUUAUUGAACUCUUUGGAGGCAGACGAUGGAUCACAGGGAACACAGCCACAGCGACUGUAAACAAAAGCACAGAAAAAUCCAACCUGCAGCGCAACAACACACUGGGAAUGAACACAGCCAAAAAGAUAAAGAAAUCACUCAUCAGGGGAGACAGUGGGGAGAUCACUGACGAGGACAUGGGCACACGCAAAGCUCGAAACUGCAAAGAAUCGCGAAGCAGGAGCGGAUCUGACCCAGCAGACUUCGAUGAACAAGAAGAAUCAGAUUUGAGUAUUGCAAUGGCUUCUCCUGGUUCUUAUACGCUUCCUGCCAGAGCCCGUUCACUCACCACGCCACCAUCCGCUACGUUGGGCCCUCCAGCGACCACACCAGUGAGACCAGUCUCCUCUCCAGUUCUUUCAACUACCAGCAAGACCAAAACUGGCCCAAGAGGGAGUAACAGCUGGCAUGGACGGGUAAAAGGAGGGCUGAAAGGAUUUCAGGACUUCAUGGUCUCUGACAGCAACAUGAGUUUCGUUGAGUUCGUCGAACUUUUCAAAUCAUUCAGUGUACGAAGCAGGAAGGACCUGAAGGAUCUUUUUGACAUUUACUCUGUAUCAUGCAAUCGCUCGGGCUCAGAAUCUGCCCCACUGUACACAAACCUGACGAUCGAUGACAACAUCACUGCGCUGCAGCCUGACCUAGACCUGUUAACAAGAAAUGUGUCGGAUCUCGGUCUGUUUAUAAAGAGUCGACAGCAGAUAACAGAUAAUCAGAGACAAAUUUCUGAUUACAUCGCGGCGACCAGCAUUGUGACCAAUCGAGUGGAAAUUGCUUCUCUGGGAGAAAGUGAAAUGGGAAUUGAGCAAUUGAAUGACUUCCUGGUCAACUGUCAAGGGGAGAAUCACACCUAUGAUGAAAUUCUCAGCAUUAUUCAGAAAUUUGAGCCAUCUGUCAACAUGCGCCAGCAGGGACUGAUGUCAUUUGAGGGGUUUGCAAGGUUCCUAAUGGACAAGGAGAACGUUGCUUCAAAGAACGAUGAAUCUCAAGUUAAUAUCGAGGAUCUGCAGUUUCCACUUUCAUACUAUUACAUUGAGUCCUCUCACAACACGUACCUUACUGGCCAUCAACUGAAAGGAGAAUCCUCAGUCGAACUUUACAGCCAGGUGCUGCUGCAAGGGUGCCGAAGUGUUGAGCUGGACUGUUGGGACGGGGAUGAUGGUAUGCCAAUCAUAUAUCACGGGCACACGCUGACCACCAAGAUCCCGUUUAAGGAUGUCAUCGAAUCAAUCAAUCGCAAUGCCUUUGUAAACUCUGAAAUGCCGGUGAUUUUGUCAAUUGAGAAUCACUGCUCACUGCCCCAGCAGCGGAAGAUGGCAGAAAUUGUUAAGACUGUAUUUGGAGACAAGCUGGUGACCAAAUUUUUGUUUGAGAGUGAUUUUGCAGAUAAUCCAAUGCUGCCUUCUGUAUGGCAACUGAAAGGAAAAAUCCUCCUCAAAAACAAGAAAUUGAAGGCUCAUCAGACUCCAGUGGACAUACUGAAACAAAAGGCCCAUCAGCUUGCAAACCUGCAGGCACAGACAAGUAAUGGCAGCCUGACUGGCCCAGGUACCUCCAACAAUGAUGAGGAAGAAGAUGAAGAUGACGAAUACGACUAUGACUAUGAAUCUCUCUCUGACGCUGAUGCUCUUAUUGCUUCCCUCUCCACUGCUAUGAAUGAUCAAGAAGACAAUAUUCUUGAUGACAGGCCUGAAAGCAAGCCUUCAAGUGAUAAAUACCACUUCGAGUACACGGAGGAAACUCCACGCAGAAUAAAGAAAAUAUCUUCAGAUGCAAUGCUGCUUAGCAAAGAAAAGGCAAAACAAAAGAGAUUUAUUGUCUACGAUAUGGAAUUGGGCGAAGAAUUCUACUUACCUCAAAAUAAAAAGGAGAGCAGACAGAUAGCGCCUGAACUUUCAGACUUGGUCAUCUACUGUCAGGCUGUCAAGUUUACAGGCCUUUCAACUUUAAAUGCUGCAGGAUCAAACAGAGGGAAAGUGAAGCCCAACAGGAAAUCGAACAGAAUGAGCCCAGGGGAAUCAAUGACAUCAGUUAAAAUAUCUGGAAGAGCAACCUCUUUUGAAGCUAUCAGAAAGAAUUGUGAUGAACCACCUUCUCCUCCAUUUAAUCCAACCACCUCUCUCAGCGCUAUCAUCAGAACACCCAAGUGUUACCACAUAUCGUCAGUGAAUGAGAACACUGCCAAGCGACUGUGCCGACGCUAUUCCCAGGAACUGAUCCAACAUACCGUGUGCCAGUUACUCCGAACAUAUCCGGCUGCAACUCGGAUUGACUCCUCGAACCCAUCACCUCUUACGUUCUGGCUCCAUGGGAUACAGUUGGUUGCUCUCAAUUAUCAAACAGAUGAUCUCCCAAUGCAUUUGAACACGGCCAUGUUUGAAGCAAAUGGUGGAUGUGGUUACGUGCUAAAAUCUCCGGUUUUAUGGGACAGAAACUGCCGCAUGAAUAAUCAGUUUUCUCCUCUGGAACGAGUAGAGAACAUGACUCCGUCCUUGUAUUCCUUAACAAUUAUUUCUGGGCAGUAUGUGUGCCCCAGCAACACAUCAGGGAGUCCAUGUAUUGAAAUUGAUGUGCUGGGUAUGCCUCAGGACAGCAGUCACUUUCGCACUAAACCCAUUCAUCGCAAUACUCUGAACCCCAUGUGGAAUGAGCAAUUCUUCUUCCAAGUUUACUUUGAAGACCUCGUUUUCCUACGUUUUGCAGUGGUGGAAAAUAACAGCUCCACUGUAACAGCACAAAGAGUAAUCCAGUUAAAAGCGCUUAAAGGAGGGUACAGACAUCUACAGCUAAGAAACUCUCAUAAUGAACCCCUGGAGAUAUCUAGUCUCUUCAUUUGCAGUCGACGAAUGGAAGAUAACAACUCUGGAGUUCUACCGCUGGCAUCCAUGUUGUUUAGCACAGAAGACCAAAGAGCUGCUGUCAGUUACCAUGUCACAGUUUAUGGAGUUCCGGGUGCUGAACCAUUCGGCGUUUUUGUUGUCAAUGAGAAGACCACGGCCAGGCAGUUGAUAUUCAAAAUCAUAGGCUCAGCAAGUGGCUCAGAGACAGACAUUUCUGACUAUUUCCUUGUGGAAGAGAAAACCUCCCUUUCUAAAGAAAAGAACGAAUACAAGAAACAGCCAUUCCAGAGAGUCAUUAGUCCUGAGGAGGAAAUUCUAAAAAUUCCACACUGUUGGCUUCUAGAGGAAAAAAUUAUUGGAAAAAUUAUCUUUAAAACCAAAGAAGAGCAGGAGCUAAAUGAAAGGAACUCCAUGAAUGAAACACAAGAGGAUGUGAGUUACAACAGCAGUCCAACAGAAGACGACAGCUUCUUGGUUCAGGUGCAUGAUGUCUCCCCAGAACAGCCCCGUACAGUCAUCAGGGCUUCAAAGUUCAGUACUGCCCAAGACAUUAUUCUGCAGGCAUUGAGUAAAGCCAAAUAUUCCUACAGCAUCCUGAGCAACCCAAAUCCUGGUGAUUAUGUCCUUGUGGAAGAAGUCACAAAAGAACCACUAAACAAGAAAUCAUCCAUGGCGAAACCUGCUCUUCGAAUCCUUUCUGAGAAUGAGUCCGUAUUUCUAGCCCAGAACAAGUGGAAAGGAGCAGGAAAAUUCAUCCUCAAGUUGAAAGAGCAAGUACAGGCUGCGCAAGAGAAGAAGAAAGGCCUUUCCUUUGCCAACGAGCUGAAGAGGUUAACAAAAUCAAGCAAACCAAGCCGGAGUUUCUCAAUCCCACUUCAGAUGAGCUCCCCCGAGAGCAGCCAAAGUAAGGACGAAAGAGCUGCGUGUAGUCUAUCGUUUGCUGAGAUCACCGAGUAGUACCUCUUACAGAAUUGCAGCUCGUGACUGUCCAGGCUAUUUUGAAGUUGACUUGGAUAUUUCCUCUAGCACGGCUAUGUCAAGAUAAAGCAUAGAACUCUUUAACCAAUGCUGGAGAAGACAAAACAAAAAUAACAAUGUAAUGCUCGUCCCUCCUCUGCCUCCUGUACAGCCCUUCUGAAAAACUGGAAAUUACACAAAUAACUUUUUUUAAAAAAAGGUAACGAAAUCCAAUUUUUGGAAUGAAACACAUCACCCAGUAAGGGUCAUACACAGGAGUAUGAGUCAGUCACAGGUUUCAAACAAGCGGGCUUGUUUCAGUGUAUAUAGUUGAACCAAGAAAGAGUUGUGUGUAAGCAAACAGCCAUGACUACUGUUGGACUAUUCAGACACACUAGAGAUGUUAACUUCAAAUUAUACUGAGUAUGAAAACAUACAGGUGCAGAACCUUGACAAUUGCAUUGAUUUGGAUUAUGCACUUUUCAAAACCACUUAUUUUAUUAGUCAUUUGAAAUAUUUGCAGGUUUUAAAGGUUCCUGUAUUCAAUAUGAACGCAGAUCAUGGUAGAAGCUAGUAUUUUAGUAAUAUUAAGCUGAAUUGUUCCAAAUGUUCACUUUAGUUGAUGUUUACAGAGUAUUUACAUCUUGAUUUAGGGAAUAAUCCUUUGUAGAAUAUGUUGGAUUCAUGCAUACAAUCUGAAGAAAAGUAGUGUUAACAUGCUGUAGGUACUGAUUAUUUUUACUGGAGUAGAAAAAUUGUGUAAAUUUCUAGGUAUAUAAAACUGUGCUACAAUUGCAUUAAUAUAAUUAUUAGGUUGAAUUAUUUAUUUAAGCAGAGAUUUAACACUGUUUUCAGUUAAAUUUGCUAUAUUCAGUUUCAGUUCCAGGUGGCAUAACACAUCUUGUAUUUUUAUUUUCAAUUGCUUUACUUUCCUCGUGCACAUGUGAUAAUAUAUUCAGUUUAAUUUUUGUAUUAAAAUGAAACAAAAGUCAUUUUUUGUGAUGUAUUUUCAUUCUUUUGCAUUAAUAUGUACUGUUCAUCAAGGCAAUAUUUUAAAACGUAAUGUACAGAAGUUUUGACUGCCUCGCUACCUUUAAAUUGUUUUAAUAGUAUGGCUAAGUCACAAGAUUUGGAUUUUGAAACAAAGAAAACAUUUAAUAGCCAUGAGCAGAACUACAUCAAUGACAAAUCAAAAUCAACAUCAGGACUGAUUGUGGUAAAUGAACCAAAUACCAAACUACCGAAGAUGACCAAAAGAGCAGGAGCGGCAAGACCCUUAGAAAACCAGAUCCCCUAAAGCUGCAUCUGCCAUAGUUUGUGUGUGCCUGGCUAUGCAAUAACUAAUUAUCAAUGAUGAACCUCUAACAAAGAAAGGCAAUCUGCAGAAUCAUGAAUUGAACAAAAUAACAAGGCAUCAAAAUUUGGUAAUAUAUUUAAGUAAAUUGUUGAAAUGAUAAAAUCUGUGAAUUGCAAUCAGCUAUUACAAAAUAAGUAAGUGGGCUAACUAUUUCAACUGUGGAUAGUCUUAUUUUUCUUUUACUUUCCAUUUCCCUAAUUUAUUUUGCUACUUGUUUUUGUUUAAGAACAGAACAAUAUAAGAGUUUUAAUUCUUGUUUCUCUCUCAUUUUCCUGGAAAACCCAUUUAAAACUGGCUGCAUAAUUUUAAUCCACAAAGCUAAUUAAUCAGGUUGGUUCAAACCGAGUAGAUGCUAAUAUACACAUUUCACAGACAGAUGGAACAUUAGCCUUCUCAGGAUGCAGCGCUCCACAACAUUUAGUAGUACAGGCAGCAUUUUGGGCUCUUUUGAUGUAACCACUACCAUUUACUUUCACUUAAAACUUGCCUUCCUGAGCAGUAAAGUUACCAGAUGACAUUUAACAGGCAACAGCCCACUUUUGGGGGUUGGGGGGAGGAAGAAGAAAAGGUAAGGCCGCAAAAUUGGAAACUUGCUUCAAAUUGACAUGAUUUCAUUUAACAUCUUGCUUAAUGUAGUUAUUUAUUCAUUUUCCUGUUGAUUUCUGUACAUAUAAGUUUAAAUCUCACUUGGGUACUAGCACUAUCAAAAUUGUAAAAUUUUUGUUAUCUUAACUGGUUAAUUCUUUUGUAAAUUGUGUAUUGCUGAAUUAAUCAAUGUUACCUAUUACCAUCUAUUUGUUGCUAUUUAAGAUAUUUCAGUGAAGAUUUUAUUGUUUUAAGCUGUGCCUAUUGUCCUGCCACAAAAUAUUGCUCCACCCAAAACUAUUAAUUGUAUAUUUUCAGAAAAAUAUUUUAAGUUGUAUCAAUGAAAAUCAAUUAAUAGCAAAUUAACUUGUAUAUUAGAUGUCUUCAGUGGAUGUAUGUGCAAAGGUACAACAAAUAGUGUGACAGCAAUUGAUUUCAGAUGUGUCAGAUUGCUUUGAACAUUCAUUAUAAAAUGACUAACAAAAAUAUGGUCUUAACUUUUGUAAAUAUUACAGUUGAACUGUAUAAGUGUUUUUCCUCAUCUUGUACUAUUGAGAAAGUACUAAAGAGAAAUUAUUGGUAGCAAGUUAUCUCUCUGAAAUCCAGAACUUUGUAUAUUGAUAGAAUAAAGUACAUAAAGGACAUAGUGAUUACUGAAGGUGUUGGUAUUUUUAUAAUGCAAACAGUAUGUUUGUUAAGGGUGGAAACACUGGCUCAGAAUUUGCGGUAUAAAUUUUUAAAAACUGUCAGGUCCCUUCACUGUUAUAAUAUCACAACAUCUUCUGGUGCACAGAUUUUCUCAGCAAAAUGUGGUCAUCUAAAAAGUAAGUGACAAACUGCUCUUCCAUAGAUGAAAAGACUCAUUUCUGCUUCUGUCUGCCUGACCCUUAAAAUUAUUUUAUGAUUGCAAUGCACCAUUUCACCUUCAAAGAUUAGGGCACACAGAAUUAUUUCACUUUUAUAGCUAAAUUUCAUAAUAUCUAUUACUUGAAAUUAAAUCUAAUCAUUUGGCCUGCUGGCACCAAUGGUGAAAAUCACUAAAGUUGUGAAAACUGACACUACACAGCAGGUUAUAAUGUAAAGGGCAGUUUUCUUUAAGAUCAAUGGUAAAUGUUGCUAUUUCGGUGUCAACCGUGAAAUCUGGGCCACUGCCAGAAAAGUCAUUUUAUUAUAAGAAUCAUUUGGUUGUAGAUUGUUUUGAAUGUGUGAUGUUUUUAUCUAUAACGGACUGUAAAUUAGUGUAUUAAUGUUGAAUGGAUCAGAAUAAAUAUUAGAUUCAUUCAUCUUUAAUAAAACAUCUGUAUUUAUAACCAAGGUAUUUUAUCCAGUGUGCCUGUCUGAAUUUAAAUGCUGAAAUGAUCUUGUGUCUCUAAAACUCAGCUAUUCCAUCUAUACUCAAGGCUGGUCUCGCUUAUCCAGUUAAUAUGGAAUUUUAACUCCCAACACUUGCUGUAUUCUGACUCACUAUUACAUCUGGUUAAACACUGUUUCAAAUGUUACUUAAUCUUGCUGUUCAGCUAUCUCUAUCCUCUCUUGCAACCCUACCUAUAAUAUUUGCAUUUCUCCAAUUAUAAGCACUGCAUUACUAGUAAUUGGGCCUGAUCUGUGCAGCUGAAGCAAAUAUCAAGUCAUGUGUGAUCUUACUUGAGGUUCCAUUUGGCCGAUUCCUAUUGUUUAAAAAAAAUGCAAAAGGUUAAAGAAAUGUUACUCUCAGUUCAGAGACCAGGCUGAAAUGUUUCAGCUACAAUUACUAUGUGGCUUCAUUUUCUCUCAUCAAC
Molecule: messenger RNA, 11455 nt
Organism: Mobula hypostoma (lesser devil ray)
Lineage: Eukaryota; Metazoa; Chordata; Chondrichthyes; Myliobatiformes; Myliobatidae
Gene: plce1
Product: phospholipase C, epsilon 1
Exons: 35
Coding region: 695-7735 (2346 amino acids)
Biological process (GO): lipid metabolic process; release of sequestered calcium ion into cytosol; phosphatidylinositol-mediated signaling
Molecular function (GO): phosphatidylinositol-4,5-bisphosphate phospholipase C activity; guanyl-nucleotide exchange factor activity
Source: RefSeq, a predicted model, not a curated record